ACCUGGUACGAUUCAUAUUUUAUAUCGUCUUGACAACUCAGUCUCGUCUUUUUACUUCGACUUUGUCGUGUUUUCGACCUUCCCCGGUAUCACUUUCAACUCGUUGUAUUGGUCAAUCAUCCCGUGUCCCAAUCUGGCCUUGAUCAACGUCUAGGCCUUUGUGUCCUGGGUGUGGGAUUCAAGAAUCUCGACUGUGACUCACUUCCCCGUCCUUCACUACCAAGCACUUGCUUGCAUCAAAGGUCGCGCUCUUGAACUAACGGGACUCCCCGGCUUAGCUUCAGGACUUCUGUGGCCAUCAGUCGACUGUCUCUUUAUCUCAUACCCACCUUGAAUCUAAGCCAUGUCCUUCUCCCACCCUCGUCGAAGGACUCCGGUGACUCGCCCGGACAGCGACACCGACAAUGCCCUGUCCCUUAAGAACAGCUCUACCCUCCGUAAGGGUGCGACAUUUCACUCUCCUACUUCAUCAUCUUCGACUCUAGACAACACAUUUGUCCCUCCCACGCUGCCUCGAGCUCAGUCUCACUUGGACGAUGUCGUCGAUGCCAACCGUCGACGUGUGGCCCUGGCUCUGAACGACAUUGACGAGGCUCUGUCCUUGGAUCAGCUCUCUCUGUCGCCAAAGUCUAAGAUCAAGACGCUUCGAGACACCAGUCUCCCCAUCCCUCGCGGCUUCCUCGAGGGACCUAUCGUCGACCCCAAGAUGACAAAAGAAGAGGAGAGGCGCGUUCUGCGCCCUCGCUCUGUUCGCCAUUCACGGCACCAUGAAUCUGAUAGCGGUUUGGGUACAUCGGUGGCUUCCACAAACGAGAAGCGGGGUGCAGUCACUUCGGCAAAGAAGGAGACAAAGGUGCAAACACGAUCCGCCAUCACAAGAUCCGUUGCCGCAGCAUCGGAAAAGCUUCCCUCUCUGGGGCCCAAGGCUAUCAACCGCAUUCACGAGCACACUUUGCGCCCUUUGUUGGCAAAGCCGACUCUCAAGGAGUUUGAGCCCAUUGUCCUUGACAUCCCGCGACGAAUUCGAUCAAAGGAAAUUAUUUGCUUGCGAGAUCUUGAGAAAACAUUGAUCUUUAUGGCACCGGUAAGUCAGCUUCUGACUGGUUUUGGCGUUUGGGAAAAUACUUAUCGGAAUUUGUGUUUGAAGGAGAAGACCAAGUCAGCAACUUUGUACCUGGAUUUCUGCCUUACGUCCGUGCAAUGCAUUCAAGCGACCGUCGAAUAUCUCAGCGACCGCGAACAAAUUCGACCUGCUGACCGGCCUUACACUAACGGAUACUUCCUCGACCUGAAGGACCAGAUUCUACAAUACGGAAAACAACUUGCCGCAAAGAACAGCGGUGACGAUAUGGAUAUCGACGCAUCUGACGAGAUCAAACUCAUCGGUGGUCUUCACGAAGGUCGCCCCGUCGAGCUCGUCCGUGUCCGCAAGGACGGCACAUACAUCUCUCUGGACACUGGUAAGCCUGUUGAGGUUGACAGCGACUCGCCAAUGCAAGUAAAGCGAUCCCUGAGCCAGCAGCUCGAGGACGAGGAGGAGAUUCAACGAUCCAUGGCUCGCCGCAAGAAGAAUGCUUCACCCGAGGAGCUAGCUCCCAAGAAGUGCCGCGAGCCCGGCUGCAACAAGGAGUUCAAGCGUCCUUGCGAUCUUACCAAGCACGAAAAGACCCACUCUCGCCCUUGGAAGUGCCCUGUCCCGACUUGCAAGUAUCACACCUAUGGAUGGCCUACUGAGAAGGAAAUGGACCGUCACCACAACGACAAGCACUCUGCUGCCCCUGCCAUGUAUGAGUGCAUGUUCAAGCCUUGCCCUUAUAAGUCGAAACGUGAAUCCAACUGCAAGCAGCAUAUGGAGAAAGCCCAUGGCUGGACCUACGUUCGAACCAAGACCAACGGAAAGAAGCUACCAUCAGUUGCUGGCAGCGUUCAGCAACAGACUCCGCCUCUGGGUAACAUGUCAACGCCUUCUUCUACUGAAUACAACGGUGUGCCCACUCCUCCUCAGAACGACGUGACGCAGUUCGUUGGCGACUUCCCUCUCUACCCCAAUGACUCGGACUGGAUGUCAAUCAACAACAUUCCCACCGAGACACUUCACCUGGAUCUGGCUAUGGAUUCCACUUCGCCUGCUUCGGCUAGUUCCUACGAGCAGUAUGCCCCUUACCAGAACGGCUCGGCCUUCAUCCUCGAUAACGAGGACCUCUAUGCUGCUCAUAUGCAGCUUCCAGCUCAGCUACCCACACCUGAGCAACCUGUCAUGUAUAACCCCAACCUCAAGAUGAUGCAACAGCAAUUGCCUAUGUAUCAGCAACCCCAGCAGCAGAUUCCCAUCCAGACUGUUGCUCCUCACUUUUCGCCAACUGGCCAGGAAACAGCCAUGCUUUAUACUCCAAAUUCAUUACGGGAUGUUGAUGAAGGUUUUGACGACUCCUUUGCAGGAGACGGCAUGGAUUUUCCUCUCUUCCCUAAUGACAAUGGCAAUGGCAUGACCAAGACCAAUGAUUAUCAGUCACUGUUUGGUGAAAUCCCCAGCGCCAAUCUGGGCUUCUCCCAGAACUCUCAGGACAUCUUUCAGAUGAUGGACUGGUCAAACGUUGAUUUGCAGCAGAACCUCGGAGAAUAGGGAUCCGAUCUUCUGCCGUGGAACUACCCGAAUAUUGGGUAAAGGGGCACUUACUCAAAAUUGUAUAAUGUUCCCCAACAAA
Molecule: messenger RNA, 2705 nt
Organism: Fusarium oxysporum Fo47
Lineage: Eukaryota; Fungi; Ascomycota; Sordariomycetes; Hypocreales; Nectriaceae
Exons: 2
Coding region: 344-2623 (759 amino acids)
Biological process (GO): regulation of transcription by RNA polymerase II
Cellular component (GO): nucleus
Source: RefSeq, a predicted model, not a curated record